UGGGCUCAAACCUGGUGUUGGUAGGAGCUGGAAUUCCCUGCAGGAUCCUUUCAAUCGCUGAAAAUUCUCUCCAUUUAUUGUAUUUUCUUUUAUUUUAGGAGAUUUGUCCUUUCCCCCCUGCAGCCAGUGCCAGAGGAGGAGGGGACACCUGCCCAGGAGCCAUCGAGGAAUCCUGAAAAAAAUAAAAAUCAAGGGAUCCCCCCCAGGAGAAGGAGGCUGCUCUGCAGUAGGAAGGAUUCUGCUGUGCUGGGGCCCGGAGCCGAUGGCAGAGAAUGUCCACGACUAACAACAUAGCUCAGGCUCGGAAACUCGUGGAGCAGCUCCGCAUCGAGGCCGGGAUCGAGAGGAUCAAGGUCUCCAAAGCAUCCUCGGAGCUGAUGAAUUACUGUGAGCAGCACGCUCGGAAUGAUCCUCUCCUGGUGGGAGUUCCUGCUUCUGAGAAUCCCUUUAAGGACAAAAAGCCCUGUAUCAUCCUAUAGCUGUGGAUCCUUCUGGAAGGAAAUUCCCCAUCCAGCCUCUGGAUCCAGGCUCCUCCACACCUCCACCUGCACCCAGGGGUAAAAACUCAACGCUGGCUUCAAACAGAACUUAAAAAUUCCCGAGAAAAACAAAACAAAACAAAAAAAAAAUCCAAGAAAAACAAAACAAAACAAAACAAAAAAAAACCCAAAAAACAUCCUGAAAAGAGAAAUUUGGAAGCAGGGGUUUUUAGGGAAGGGGUGGUUGCUUCCUGGGAAGGAAAUUGGGAUUGUAGAAUUGGAAUCAGGAUUUUAACAUUUAUCCAGGGUUGAGGGAGGAAAGGAAGGGGGGAAGGGGGAUUUUUUGAUUGGGAUAUUUGGAUUUGGGAAAGGGGUGGUGGAGGAGGAGGUGGGGGGGGUCAUUCCCAGUGGGAUGUGAGAGCUGGGCCUGGAUCCAACCAGAGCCCAACCAGCAGGAAUUUCCUCUGGAGAAGGGGUGAGGUGGGAACCGUUUUGUAAAAAAUCAGUACAAAAACAAACAGAAAAAAAACCCAAAAUCCCCAAAUCCAGCUGGAAAAAUCCCUGUUGGGAAUGGCCAAAGGGAGGCUGGGGAGGCUUUUCCCUGCAUCCCACGGCUCUGCUGGGAUCCAGGGAUGGCCCUGCAGGGCAAUUCCCAGCUGGGAGAGAUCCCAGGAGGAAUUUUAGGGAGCCCCAGGGAUGGGGGAGGUCGGGAUCUUUGGGGGGUCUCUGUGCUGUCCCCAAAUUCAGGGAGGGAGGGAAGGGAAGGAGCUUCCUGGUGCAUCCAGAAUCUUGGAAAAAAUCGACUUUUGGGGGGAGUUUCAACCCAAAUCAGCCAAUUCUCAGCGUUUCCCAUCUCCCUUUUCCACACUGGAAUUCUUCCCACUAAAUCCAAGCCCUGGGAAAUGUCCAGGGAAGUUUAGGGCAGGUGGGGAGGGGGAGUGGAAGGACCAGUUCUGUUCCCAUCCCUUGGGAAUCUGGGACUGGGAUUGAACUGGGAGAGCUUGGAUCUCACUGGGGAUGACCUGGCAUGGAGGGAGAGCAGGGAAAGGGGGAGAAGGGAAAGGGGGAGAAGGGAAAGAGGGAACAGGAAAAUGGGAACAGGGAAUGGGGAGCAGGGAAAGGGGAGAAGGAAAAGGAGGAGCUGGAAAAGGGGGAGCUGGAAAAGGGGAGCAGGAAGAGGGGAACAGGAAAAGGGGAACAGGGAAUGGGGAGCAGGGAAAGGGGGAGCUGGAAAAGGGGGAACAGGGAAAGGGGGAACAGGAGAUGCUUCCAUGGAGGCCUUGGGUGCUCCAGAGAGCUCCAGGAAUUCCAUGGAGUGGCCACUGGAUCUGUGGGGAAGGGACAGAUCCCAGGAUUUGGGUGCAGUGUCCAAGCCCAAUCCGUGUCCCCAGGGCCCAUCCUGGGGCUCAGCAGCUCCUGGGAGACAUUCCCAGAAUCCCAGAAUCCAUCAGGCUGGAAAAGAUUUCCCAGAGCCAUUCCUGGUUCUCCUGAGCAUGGGUUUUUGGGAAGAGAAGGGAUAAAAACAACCCAGCUGAUGUGAAAUCCCGGGAGUUUCCUCAUUCCCCCACAAAGAUUUGGAUUGGGUUGGGAAUGCCAGGGAUCCCAUCACGGCACAGGGAGCGAUUCCCAUGGGAAAGGAAUUUGCAAUUCCCUGGAUCCCCGCUAAAUCUGGUGCUGCUGGGCCCCGGGAGCUGCUCCAGCCCUUUUCCAGAGGGGAUGGAAUUCCCAGAGGGGCCGGGCCGCCCCUCCUGGGCUGCAGGAAUGUCGCCGUUCCUUGUUUUCAGUCAUUUGCCUUUGCAACCAAGCCGGGGAAAUGCCGCGUUUUGAACCCUAAAGCUGCGUGGCUUUUCCUGGGAAUGCUCCCUGCUGGGAAUUCCAGGGCUCGGGAAUGUCCCCCCAUCCCUUUGUGGGGGGGAGCAGAGCAGGGAAAACGGGAUCAUCUCCCAGUAAUUUCCCUCCCUGUCCCUCAGCCCCAGCAAAGCCUUUUCUGGAGGGUUUGAUCCCAAAUAAAUCCCAAAUCCCAAAUCCCAUCCCGCUCCAAGCUCCGCCCGCCGGGAAUCACGCGGCCACUCCCGAGUCCAGCCCGGGAUUCCUUCUCCAGGAGGGAAUUCCCUCUUGUCCUUAAUCUCUCGGACAGUUCCAGCCUUAUUUUUCUACUCCAGAUCUGAUUCUUCCUCUGUGUUCGAGACCAGAGCUUGGUGCUAUCCUUGGAGCCGCGGCUGGAGCCGGGAAUUCUUCCUCCUCCUCCUCCUCCUCCUCCUCCU
Molecule: messenger RNA, 2743 nt
Organism: Serinus canaria (Common canary)
Lineage: Eukaryota; Metazoa; Chordata; Aves; Passeriformes; Fringillidae
Gene: GNG7
Product: G protein subunit gamma 7
Exons: 4
Coding region: 273-479 (68 amino acids)
Biological process (GO): G protein-coupled receptor signaling pathway
Cellular component (GO): heterotrimeric G-protein complex
Molecular function (GO): G-protein beta-subunit binding
Source: RefSeq, a predicted model, not a curated record